GCCGUUGCCAGGAAUGUUUACAGGAAACAUGGCUUCUCAGUCUGUUGUAGAGCCCCAAGAAAUGGAAGUGGAUCGAAGGGGAGAGUCAGAGGAAUCGGGCGACGACGAGACCAGGAGGAAGAGCAUCAAUGGCGACAUGGGCCCUAAUCAGCCUCCCGCCGCGAAUAAAGAAGAGUCUCCCGUUGACAUGGACACCAUCAUCCUAGACCCAGAGGAGGAGGAUGUGGACCUUGUUCAUUGCCGUAUUGGAAAAAUCGAAGGACUGGAAGUGCUUCAGAAAGCAAAAACCCUUUCUUUACGGCAGAAUCUGAUUAAAAAAAUUGAAAAUCUUGACAGUUUGAGCUCACUGCGAGAGCUCGAUUUGUAUGACAAUCAAAUCCGCAAGUUGGAGAACCUGAACAAGCUCACUCAGUUGGAGCAGCUGGAUGUGUCCUUCAACGUUCUGAGGAAGAUGGAAGGUUUGGAGCAGCUGACUCGGCUGAAGAAACUUUUCCUGCUUCACAACAAAAUCGGCACCAUCGCCAACCUGAGUCACUUCCCCUGCCUGGAAAUGCUGGAGCUGGGCUCCAAUCGCAUUCGAGUCAUAGAGAACCUGGAUACGCUCACGUCUUUGCAAAGCUUAUUCCUCGGCACCAAUAAAAUCACCAAGCUGCAGAAUAUGGACAGCUUACACAGCCUGACUGUGUUAAGCAUUCAGAGUAAUCGGAUUACUAAAAUGGAAGGCUUGCAGAACCUGGUCAGCCUGCGAGAGCUCUACCUCAGCCACAAUGGCAUCGAGGUCAUCGAGGGCUUGGAAAACAAUAAAAAGCUGACGACUCUGGACAUUGCAGCUAACAGAGUGAAGAAGAUCGAGAAUAUUGGCCAUCUAACGGAGCUGCAGGAGUUCUGGAUGAACGACAACCAGAUCGACAACUGGUCUGACCUGGACGAGCUGAAGAACGCCAAAUCCCUGGAGACGGUUUACUUGGAGAGAAACCCGCUGCAGAAGGACCCGCAGUACCGGCGGAAGAUCAUGCUGGCGUUGCCCAGCGUGCGCCAGAUCGACGCCACCUUCAUCCGCUUUUAAACCUGCAGUAUGGUACACGCCGUCCACCCCAGCAUCAAGCAGCACCUCCACUCUCCACUCACCGAAUCAUUCUUGCUCCAGAUACAGAAUAGACGGUGCAGCUUCAAAGUAUGCGCUUCCUUGCAAGUCCAUCCAUGGGAUGGGAAUGUAUUCAUUAUGUAGCCAAUUGACAUAUUUGUCUCAUUUUGAAAGCGCUAAAAGGCAAGAGGGAUCGGAUAGCUCACCAACAAUGAUUUGAUGCGAGAGUAAAUUGAAUAAAUUGAAGUUGUAAGUCAAGCUAGCCCAAAAGUAGCUAGACACUUGGAAGGUGAUAAAUACAAUCAACAAUUUGCAUUUUAAUCUUUGCCCACCCGGUAGAUCCGGCAGUUAGCUUAUUGAAAUAACUCCCUAACUCCUUUUAAAUCUGAAGAUGCAUCAUUUCAAACUUAUUUGCAAAUUUUGUUUGUGUGUGUUAUUGACCUAAUUUACAGCAAAACGCGACAAUUGUCCUCCAGGCUUGUCACUUCAUCGUACAACCAAGUGACACCUUUGUCGUCAAAUAAAUUUUACAAGAAUGUAACGUGUGUCUAUCUCGGAUGGUAAAUAAUUUUUCCCUUUUUUGUGUAAUACCGAUCACAACUUUGUUGUUUUUUUGCUUGUUUUGUUGUCAGAUCUGUUUGGAGUGUUUCAGAAAGGUUUUUACUGGUUUACCUCCAGCUCUGAGAAUGGAUGAUGAGUUUAAAGAUACUGCUGUGACACAUUCUGUAUUAUUUAUUGACAGUUGCACUCAACUAAAAAAAUAUGAGGGGCUGUUUGUGUGGUGGUCCCUUUGAAAUAACUUGGAGAGCACUACAUUUGAUCCCUGUACACAUAUAUACCCUACUUUGUUCAUUUGACAUCAUGGCUAAAAAAAACAGAUUUUUUUUGUAAAGUUAAAAGUUGUUCACAUUUUGAGAUAUUAUUUUAUGCUUGGUUUUAAGGGACUCACAAUGUCAAGUAAUGGAUUGAAAGAAUUAAUGUGUGUGUUGCCAGUGAAUACAAGUGGUUAAAUCAAGUGAUCUUAAAUUGUCAUUGAAAGAGUUAAUCUGACAUGCCAUUUGUUGUUUAAGUAAUCUUACACCACAGGGUUUUGGGACUUGAAAUGGAAUGUAUUAUGCAAACAACAAUAAAUGUAUAGUAUUACUACUUUAUAA
Molecule: messenger RNA, 2238 nt
Organism: Syngnathus typhle (broad-nosed pipefish)
Lineage: Eukaryota; Metazoa; Chordata; Actinopteri; Syngnathiformes; Syngnathidae
Gene: ppp1r7
Product: protein phosphatase 1, regulatory (inhibitor) subunit 7
Exons: 10
Coding region: 14-1066 (350 amino acids)
Molecular function (GO): protein binding
Source: RefSeq, a predicted model, not a curated record